Molecule: messenger RNA, 1719 nt
Organism: Rana temporaria (common frog)
Lineage: Eukaryota; Metazoa; Chordata; Amphibia; Anura; Ranidae
Gene: SDF4
Product: stromal cell derived factor 4
Exons: 7
Coding region: 138-1205 (355 amino acids)
Biological process (GO): calcium-ion regulated exocytosis
Cellular component (GO): endoplasmic reticulum
Molecular function (GO): calcium ion binding
Source: RefSeq, a predicted model, not a curated record
GUGCGGGCGUGUCCUCUCUUCCACCUUCCCCCUGAGCCGCUCGCUUCCUACUUCCGGUUUUGCAGGAAGGAAGGUGCGGGGGAGCUGGUCUGCGGCUGUGUGUUCAGGUAUAAAUCUUCCCCUCUACAUUGCCAGGAAUGAUGGUAUCUAAGCAGGCCUUUAUGUUCAGCUUGGGCUCCCUCUAUCUGUCCCUUCUAUUUGUCUUCCUUCUCAUGGACGUCUAUGCCAGGCCUGCAAACAAUUCGUCCAUAAAGGAAAAACCCCUGGACAGCAAAAACGAGAAUGAGAUACUGCCCCCCGACCAUCUGAACGGGGUGAAGAUGGAAAUGGACGGCCAUUUGAACAGGGAUUUCCAUCAAGAGGUGUUCCUGGGCACAGACGACUUCAAUGAAGACUCAGAGCCAAGCAGGAAUAGGAGGAAACUCGCCGUUAUCUUUUCUAAGGUGGACGUGAACAAAGACAACCAAAUUAGUGCACAGGAGAUGCAGCAAUGGAUCAUGGAUAAGACCGAAGAGCAUUUUAAGGAGGCCGUGAAGGAGAAUAAGCUUCACUUCCAGGCUGUGGAUCCAGAUGGGGAUGGACAUGUGUCUUGGGAUGAGUAUAAGAUCAAGUUUCUCGCCAGCAAGGGUUUCAAUGAAGAAGAGGUUGCAGAAAAGGUGAAGAACAAUGAGGAAUUGAAGAUUGAUGAAGAGACACAAGAAGUCCUAGAAAACCUCAAGGACCGUUGGUUCCAAGCAGAUAAUCCACCAGCUGAUCAAGUCUUGAAUGAACAGGAAUUUCUGGCUUUUUUGCACCCGGAGCAUAGCCGAGGAAUGCUCAAAUUCAUGGUGAAAGAAAUCGUCCGGGACCUAGAUCAGGACGGCGAUAAGAAGCUCACCCUCUCAGAGUUCAUUUCUCUACCUGUGGGCACAGUUGAGAACCAGCAGGCCCAAGAUAUCGAUGACGAUUGGGUGCGGGAAAGAAAGAAGGAGUUUGAAGACGUGAUUGAUACCGACCAUGAUCACAUUGUCACCAUAGAUGAACUGGAGGCAUACAUGGACCCAAUGAAUGAAUACAAUGCUUUGAAUGAAGCCAAACAGAUGAUCGCUGUAGCAGAUGAAAAUCAAGACCACCUCCUGGCUCUAGAGGAAAUCCUGAAGUACAGCGAGUAUUUUACAGGCAGUAAACUGAUGGACUAUGCAAGGAACGUUCAUGAGGAGUUCUAAAACUGCUCCCGCUGUUCACCCAGAUGAACCACCCCACCCUUUUAGCUGAAGAAGCUUUAGUCACAGGGACAUCUCUCAGUCUGAUGAGAGAAUAUACACCAGUAUUGCUGCUACUCUACCUGUGUAUUUCUAGUGUGCAGUAUUGAGUGGGGAGAUCGCGUUCCCUGCCAACUCACAACCUUCAUGGCAGAAUUUGCACAUAUGUCAUGGCUUUGAUUUUGCUUCUGUGAUGUGCUUCAUUCCAUUAGUGUAAUUCUAAGAAAUGCUUGCAGAGUCCACUCUUUUCUCUGCCGCUGAUCAUUCUGAAUGAACUUAAAAGAAAAAAAGACUAACCUGGAUAUGGCAUAUGCCAAGCCGUCCGUGUUAAGUGUAAUAUAUCAGAAGUCUUCACUGUCAAUGAGAACAUUUAUUUAUGUGUAAUGUUGAAUACAUAUGUAAGACAACAAACCUGUAAUUUGCAUAAUAUGCCCAGAUAUAUAUUUUUUUGUGUUGUAUAAAGAGUAUUUGUCCUUUU